Messenger RNA from Gigantopelta aegis, 2235 nucleotides. RefSeq names its product hornerin-like. The record is from RefSeq and is a predicted model, not a curated record. NCBI's taxonomy places the organism in Eukaryota, Metazoa, Mollusca, Gastropoda, Neomphalida, Peltospiridae. The coding region runs from base 1 to 2235 and encodes 744 amino acids. The transcript is spliced from 2 exons.
AUGAAGGGUCUUUUUGUCGCAGUCGCAUGCUUUUGUGUCGCCGUCGUCGCCAGCAGCGGCCUUGUUGGUCAUGUUGGUGGUGGCUACGGGAAUGUCGGACACGGCUACGGAAAGGCUGGAGUUGCCUAUGGUCACAAUAACCACGGACAGAAGAAAUAUGGCCAGGACAACGGACACCACGUUUACGGAGAACACAAUGCACGUGAAAAGGGAUACAACACCGACGACGGCCACUAUGCCGACAGAGAGGCAAAACAUACAUCUGGAGUACACGGAUCUCACGGCAAGGGCAACGCCGCCGCAAACCAUUACGGCCACCAUGCCGCCCGCCUCGCAAACUACGGUAAAAAGGCCGCUGCACACAGCAACUACGCCCGAUACCAAAACGCAGAUCAGGCUGCAUACAAACGCAAAGAUAAUGCUGCUAAGUCUAAAGCGACUUCCAAAUUCAACAAGAACAAUUAUUACAAAAAGGGUGGCAUCUUCAGCGACAACGUCAAGUAUGGCUUCAACAAGAAAUACAACAAACACACCGACGAGUACGGCGACUACGUCGUCAACGAGCAUGAUGAUCACCACAGUCUGGACGACUACAGAGACCACCACGAUGCGGCCAACCGAAAAUACGGCGACCACGCUCACAACAAGUACAAAAGCAACCGUGCCCAUGCCAACAAGGGAAGCAAGUACGGACACGCGGCUGCCAAACAUCACUACAAGGAUGGUAAACACGGCGCCAAUUCUGCCCACAAGGUCAAGUCAGGAGCAGGGCACCAUGCUCGUGAUUCCAAAUACGGACACGAUACCGGAAGCAGCAAGUACCACGACCAGGCCCAUGUUGCCCACGCCAACAAGUAUGACGACUUCGCUGUUCGUGAUGCCGCCCUCAGCAGGAAAUCGGCUGCCAACGCUGCUGCCCACGAUGCCCACGAUUACGCUCGCCUUCACGGUGGUCGUGGUGCCGGAGCUGGCUAUUUACCUUACGGAAAGGGAUAUGGAUACGGACGUCGUGGUCAUGUUGGGUAUGGAAAACAUGGUGCUGCUGCUUAUGGAAAAGGUGCAUCUCAGUACGCAACUGGAGCCAACCACGAUGCCCAUAAAGCCGGACGUUACGGUCUUAAGAGUAAAGACCAUCUCAAUAACAAACUCACCGCUGCCUACCACGAGGAUAAAUACAACAACGGUCACGACGAUAAAUACUACAAAGGUGCCGCAGGUGCUGCUCACAAGAAGUCUUAUCACCACGACGCUGCAGCAGCUGCUGCUAACACCAAAGGUUACGCAAACAAGGCUGCCGACGCUGCUUCUAAAUAUGCUGCAGCCGCUGCUAACCACGAUCUUUACCAGGACAAGCACAAGUCCAACAAUCUGAAGCGCGUUUAUCACGACAAGGCCAGCAACCACAAAGUCUACAAGAAGUUCCAUCAUUCGAGCAGUGUCGGAGGUAAAAAUUACGAAAACCUAAACUAUAACAGAAAGAAGUACAAUGAUAAGUAUGGAAGCAGUGCUCAUCACCAGAAUGCAGCUGCCAAAAAAUUCCACCAGAACUUUUACCAAAACAAGCAUCAUGCUCAGGCCCACAGCAACGAUAAAUCUGCUAAGAAUCACGCCCAGCAGGCUUACAAACACAACAAACACCAACAGGCUCAAGGAGGAUUGUCUGGAAAGCAAAACUACUACCACGGCUACAACAACGCUGCCGCCAAACACUACAACCACGAUAGUGCUGGCGGUAAGCACCACAAAGGUGCGUACAAAGCCGCUGCCGCAAACCACGGACUCAACGAUUACGCUGUCCACCAUUACGGCAAAGAUGCCCGUGCUUACAAUGAUGCCGGAUCUCAUGCGACCCACUACGCUAACGCUCACGGCCCUGCUGUGCAUGGAUAUGGGUCAGGAGUUGGGCAUGGAUUAGGACAUGGUGCUGGAUUUGCUGGUGUUGGCCACGGUGCUGGGCUUGGAGUUGGACACACCGGACUUGGCCAUGGGUUUGGAUAUGGUUAUGGACGAGGCGUUGGAUAUGCUGGUCUUGGCCAUGGACGCGGUUUUGGAUAUGGUGGAAUUGGACAUGGUGCUGGGUAUGGUGGAGCACGCUACCCACAUGCAUAUGGAUACAACGGGUACACUGGACGUGGAUUUGGUGGACGUGGAUUCGGUGGACGAGGAUUCGGAGGACGUGGAUUUGGAGGGCGUGGAUACAGUGGAUACAACGGGUAUGGGAGAUAUCGAGGUUGA